GUUUGGGGAAGUUUCUGACCAUUCAAAUUGGAGAAAUUUUGAUCCAAUGCCCAACAUCUCUGUUUCUGUUGACCAAAAAAAAAUAAUCUCUGUCUCUGUGUAUUGGUUGUAUCGGGUAAGGGACAUGAUUUUCUAAAAGUCAUGACAUGAAAGUGCUUCGACUAAAAUUCUGACCUGGAAUUCCUUUUUUGUUUUCUUUCUGGAAUUCCUUUUGGUGGUGCUAUAUCAAAUGCCAUUCUACUUAAAUAUAUAUAAAAAAGGGAGGGAGAGAGCAGAGGUGGGCGCAGACGUGUACAGUGACCAAGGUUGAUCCUUCAAAUAUUAUAAUAAUAUGACUCUUUCUACAAAUACACCACCGCCAACGCCUUCCUUCUCCAAAACCCCAAACUCCAAACCCAACAAAAAUUCAACAAUGAUGUCGACCUCUCCGAAUCCAGACGCCUCUGUUUUUGCAGGCAUAAUGGAACUUCACUUCAAAAACCUCCAUCUGAUCCCGGAACAGCUUCUCCUCAACAAAGAAGAAAUGCUUCCCAUACUGCAAAAGUGCUUCUCACUCACUUUCCUGAAAGAGGGCCUUGCAGAACAAAUUGCCGUCCAUAAAAGCGAUUCAGCCCAUCGGAUUAACCCCAGUCCGCUGGACUCUGCUCUUCUCAAGGACUGCGUGGCGCAGGUUCUGGUGGCCAGCAACAAACGCUUCAUCAAAAUUGUGCAUUGCUACCUGCUUGAAGCUGGCAAGGAGAAACAAGCUGAAGAGUACCUGCAAAAGGUGAGCCCUGCAUCUCGGGUCCAACACUUGGACUCCAUCAAGAUGUGGAAUUACCUUACUCUGCCAUUCCAGGUGUUCAAGGUAAUGGAAGAUAUGGGGUUAGGCGCAAAUCCUUCCACUUUCUUCAUGCCUCCAGCACCACCUGAGGUUUUUCCCACUCCGGCACCGGGCUGGAGGCCUGGCCAGGCUAUGGCUGACGGAUGAGGCUGGCAUUGUUCCUGAGACCGAGGACAGCACUUCAACAGCCGUGGAGCCUAACCCUGUUGG
This is a messenger RNA of Prunus mume (Japanese apricot), 1033 nucleotides long. RefSeq lists its product as uncharacterized. The record is from RefSeq and is a predicted model, not a curated record. NCBI's taxonomy places the organism in Eukaryota, Viridiplantae, Streptophyta, Magnoliopsida, Rosales, Rosaceae.